UUUUUUAAACACUAGCAAAAACAAAAUGUUAUAAAUUUCACAAGACAGCGGACCAAAGUGGGAAUACCUGGAUUGUACAGAUGGAUACGACAUGCUUGGUGUCUUUCUUGUGUAUGAUUCGAUCUGUUUUUCUGAUAUUGUGUCUACCGUUGUUGGCCACAUCUCAUUUUCCUUCCCAGAAUGCAACAGUGUUUUUGGGAUCUGAUUUAAUUCGGGAAGCUUUACGGAGAGCUAAAGAGCUGACAGACGCCGCAUACGCGCACACCAAUGAGAGGGUGAAGACGUCUGUAUCUGAUGGUUCUGUCCGGCCCAAUGACCUGCUGGCUUUGUUCAAACAGACUGGACCCAAAACCAGAACCCUCAUCAGAUCUGCAGAGUUUCUGGACAACACAGUGGAACUGAUCAGAGAGAUGGUGUACACACACACCAUGGACAAACCCAAGCUCACCGAGCAUUUGAGUACAAACGACAUGGAGACCAUCUUACAGGUCACAGGCUGCUCCUCAGAAACCCUGAGACCUGUGUGUAAAUCUGACUGUCUGUCCAAACGAUACCGUACCAUCACAGGACAUUGUAACAACAGAAAGAACCCUCUAUGGGGUGCAGCAAAUACACCUUACGCUCGCUGGCUCUCACCAGAGUAUGAAGACCACCGAGGGGCACCCAGGGGCUGGAACCCACAACACAUCUACCAUAACUACACCCUACCACCUGUUCGCAGUGUGUCACAAGAGGUUUUAUACACUCAUAAUGAAAACAUCUCAUUGGACACGUCUCUUUCUCAUCUGCUGGUGGAGUGGGGUCAAUGGAUCGAUCACGAUCUGACGUUGACACCUCAAAGCCCCAGCACUGCAGCCUUUAAGACCGGAGCGGACUGCACGCGGACCUGUAGCCGGGACACACCCUGUUUUCCAAUACAGAUUCCUCCUUCUGACCCCCGAACAGGCACUCAAAACUGCAUGCCGUUUUUCCGCUCUGCUCCCAGUUGUACGGGCGGAUCGGUCCCGUUCGGUCACCGGGAGCAGCUUAACGCCAUCACGGCAUUUGUGGACGCAAGCAUGGUGUACGGGAGCUCGGACGCACUCGCCGCCGCUCUGCGAAACCUCUCGUCCCCUAUCGGCCUGCUCGCCGUCAACCAGCUCCACUCGGACCGGGGCCUGGGCUUCAUGCCUUAUCUGAACCGCACACAGCCUCACUUGGACCCGUGCGGCCCACGAGAGCGGGGCGGCUCCAUCCUGUCACCAGAUACAGUGGAGAAUCUGGACGUAUCCAUCGGGAAUAAAUCCUUCUGUUUCCAAGCAGGUGACUCUCGGGUCAAUGAACACUUGGGUAUGAUCGCUCUUCACACACUCUUUCUGAGAGAACACAAUCGAUUGGCUGAGGAGCUUCAUAAGAUCAACCCUCAUUGGAGCCCUGACACGCUGUACCAGGAAGCCAGGAAAAUAGUGGGAGCGGUCCACCAGGUCCUGACAUGGGAUCACUAUUUGCCGCACAUCCUGGGCCGCAGCGCUAACAUGGUCCUCAUGCCUCCCUACAAGGGUUACGACCAAAACGUUGACCCCAGCAUCUCCAAUGUGUUCUCCACCGCUGCCUUCCGCUUCGCACACGUGACGGUGCAUCCCGUCGUGAACCGCCUCGGACCCGAUUACCGGUCGAACCCCGAGUACCCGGCUUUGCCAUUACACCAUUCCCUAUUUGCAUCCUGGAGGGUGGUGCACGAGGGUGGUGUAGACCCUGUGUUGCGCGGUUUGUUCUUGUCCUCGGCGAAACUGCAGACGGCGGAUCAGAUGAUGAUUGAAGAACUUACAGAGAGGCUUUUCCAGGCUCAGGGUGGUCUACCACUCGACCUGGGGGCACUAAACUUGCAGAGGGGACGAGAUCAUGGUCUACAAGGUUACAGCGCAUGGCGAGAACUCUGUGGUCUGUCUGUUCCUGUGAAUGAGACUGAUUUUGCAGGGAUUGUGGGUAAUGAAGUCCUGGCCAAGAAGUUGCUGCGUCUGUACGGAACAGUCGAGAACAUAGACGUGUGGGUUGGUGCCAUCUCAGAGCCGGCUCUGCCCGGGGGUCGCGUGGGGCCGCUGCUGGCCUGUCUGAUCGCUAAACAGUUUAAAGCACUUAGAGAUGGAGACAGGUUCUGGUGGCAAAAUGAAGGAGUAUUUCGUUCAUCUCAGAGAGACGCUCUUCAUACCGUAUCUCUGUCUCGCAUCAUCUGUGACAACACUCAAAUCCGUCUGGUGCCCUCUGACCCCUUCGCUCGAACACUUCACCCCGAUGACCUGCUGCCAUGCACAGACUCGCGCAUCGGUCCUCUCAUGAACCUCUCGGCGUGGAGAGAACCAGAUGCAGACUCCAUCUGUGGGACGAUUCCACGACUGCGUCUGGGUUAUUCAGUGAUGUGUGAGACUGCUGUCGUCUAUCAGUGUCCCGCGGGUUACCUGCUGCAUGGAGCCAGUGAGAUCACCUGUGACCCCAAAACACGCCAGUGGACCCCCCAACCACCCACAUGCCUGGAUAUGGAUGAGUGUUCAUCUCAGUCGGCUGUUUGCCCUUCAGACCUGCAGUGUGUCAACACACCUGGAUCAUACAUCUGCACAGAGCCUGUUGCCCCGCCCCUAUCUGCGUCCUCCAUUGUUGCAUCAGUGAUGUCAGUUCUGGGGGGCGUGGCUUUGAUUGCACUUAUCCUCAUCGGCUACCAAAGAUUUUUCCUCUGGAAAGCUGAGCCGGCGAACCCAAAAUGCUGUCAGAGGAGAAGCUGAAGCUGGUUUGGAAAAUCUCUCAAAGAUCUUUGUUUAUGUAGCCACAAUCUCCAGAAUUUAAACCAAACACUGGACUGGCAAGAAAAAAACUUACAAACUUACAGAGCACUCCUCGUGAUCUCCACCGCUGUUUUAUGUGUAAGCUUUUGUCUCUUGUACUUUUCCUUCGGCUGCAAAACAUGUGAUGUCACAUCAGCUGAUCCACAAAUAUCAUUUGCUGUUUUAGCUGUUAAGAAAUCAUGUGUUGAUGUUUAUUUGUUAAUAUGUAUGUAUCUUAUAUAUUUAUACUGCUUAAGAUGAGGUGCAUGUGCGAAUAAUAAAUGUGGUCAUUCUGAUCUGCCAAUAGAAUCCAAGAUUGAGCUGUGACAUCACACACAUGAUACUCAAUCAAUGUUUCACUAUGCUCCAAUUUUAGCACUGCAAAAAUCAUAUAAGUGCCAAUCUUUUGGGCUCAUGUAAUCCUAUAUACAGUACAUAAAUGAGCAUUCCAGUGCUUUUUUAAUAAAUGAUAAUGAUUUCAUAAUUUAUUAUAAACACACCACAAGGUUCACUCUUUCCCAUUAAUCAAACAUUCACACAAAUUUAUAUUCAAAUGUCUUUUAUAGAUUGAAACCACAUAUAGAGUCACUUACAAUGGCACUGUUGUGAAUGAGAACAAGGCUGCGGGUGUCA
Messenger RNA from Misgurnus anguillicaudatus (oriental weatherfish), 3428 nucleotides. NCBI's taxonomy places the organism in Eukaryota, Metazoa, Chordata, Actinopteri, Cypriniformes, Cobitidae. The record is from RefSeq and is a predicted model, not a curated record.